Molecule: messenger RNA, 1361 nt
Organism: Merops nubicus (carmine bee-eater)
Lineage: Eukaryota; Metazoa; Chordata; Aves; Coraciiformes; Meropidae
Product: cytochrome P450 2J2-like
Exons: 8
Biological process (GO): xenobiotic metabolic process
Cellular component (GO): intracellular membrane-bounded organelle; cytoplasm
Molecular function (GO): oxidoreductase activity, acting on paired donors, with incorporation or reduction of molecular oxygen, reduced flavin or flavoprotein as one donor, and incorporation of one atom of oxygen; iron ion binding; heme binding
Source: RefSeq, a predicted model, not a curated record
CAAACACCUUCAUGGCAAAUGAAAUCCCUGUUAUUUAUUUCCUUCUGUCCCAGCUGACUGAAAAAUACGGGGACAUCUUCAGCUUAGAGAUUGGCAGUUUAUCACUUCUGUCCAUAAAUGGGCUGCGUAUGGUCAAGGAAGUUCUUGUAAACCAAGGGGAAAACUUCAUGGAUCGCCCUGAAAUUGCUGUCAGCAAGGAGAUUUUCGGCAAUAUGGGUCUGUUCUUCUCCAACGGGCACUUGUGGAAGCAACAGAGGAGGGUCACCUUGACCACCCUCCGAAACUUUGGCCUGGGGAAGAGGAGCCUGGAGGAACGCAUCCAGGAGGAGUGCCGAUGCCUCGUGGAGGUGUUUGGGGAUGAGCAGGGGAAUCCUUUCAACCCUCAGCUGAACAUCAGCAAUGCUGUUUCAAACGUCAUCUGCUCUGUCACCUUUGGCGAUUGGUUUGACUACCAAGAUGAGGACUUCCAAAAAUUGCUGCACUUGCUGGACGAGGCGUCUAGGCUUUCUGCCACAAUCAUGACCCAGGUACAGCCCACCUUCUCUGAAGCCCACCUUGAAACUCAUAGCAUUAAAAUGACUGAAGCCCAUCACCAAACUUUGUUGAAAUUCCUCUCCCUUUGCACAGGCUGUUUGGCGAUUGGUUUGACUACCAAGAUGAGGAACUGGAACCCCUCGGAGAGCCGGGACUUCAUUGACAGCUACCUGCAGGAGAUAGCCAAGGACACCAGCGACAGCAGCUUCCAGGAGGAAAACCUUGUGUCCUGUGUGCUCGACCUGCUGUUUGCUGGGACCGAGACCACUUCCACCACCCUCCGCUGGGCUCUGCUGUACAUGGCCCUGCAUCCAGAAAUUCAAGCCCGCGUGCAAGCCGAGAUCGACGCCGUCAUCGGGCAGGUGCGGCAGCCAGCCCUGGAGGACAGGAGCAACAUGCCCUACACCAACGCCGUCAUCCACGAGGUGCAGAGGAAAGGCAACAUCGUCCCUCUCGGCAUCAUAAGAAAGGCAACAAAGGACACGGUCAUGGAUGGCUUCCACAUACCAAAGGGCACUACUGUGCUCACAAAUUUAACCUCUGUGAUGUUUGACAAGAGCGAGUGGGAAACCCCUGACAGUUUUAACCCUGGGCAUUUCCUGAAGGAUGGUCAGUUCUGGAAAAGGGAGGCUUUCAUCCCUUUUUCCAUAGGGAAGCGUGCCUGCCCGGGUGAGGUGCUGGCCCGCUCCGAGCUCUUCCUCUUCUUCACGGCUCUGCUCCAGAAAUUCACCUUCCAGGCACCCCCGGGCAUCACACUCAGCCAACAGCCCAAGCUGGGGAGCAUACUGGCCCCAGAGCCCUACAGGAUCUGUGCCGUGCCUCGGUAG